UGUGAAGCAUUGCAAAACUUCACAUGAAGUAUGGAAUAAAUUGAAGGAGGUUUACGAAUCCAAGGGACCCGCAAGAAAGGCUACGCUCCUGAAGCAAUUAUUAUUCACGAAAAUGUCCGGUAGUGAAGAUAUGUCCGAUCACUUAAAUAAUUUUUUCAGUCACGCGGAUAAAUUAAAAGAAAUGGAUAUUGUAGUCGCUGAUGAUUUAUUGUCAGUCCUAUUAUUACAUGGCAUCCCGAAUACAUACGAAAAUUUUAAAUGUGCGAUCGAAUUACGGGAUCAAUUACCUACCCCAGAUGCGCUUAAGAUAAAAUUACUAGAAGAAGCUAAUUCUCGUCAUAAUUCAAAUGCUGUGUAUGAUCACCAGGAAGCUCUACAAGUGGAAGAUCUAAAUAAACACACGAGGUAUGAUAAAAAUAGAAAAUCUUCAGAUAAAAAUGGGUUUAUUAAAACUAAUCAAGUAAAACACAUUGAAUGUUUUUACUGCCACAAACGUCGAUAUAGGGCACAUCAAUGCUUGAAGAAGAAAAGGAAUAAUCAUAAAGCUGAACUAGCACAGGUUCCUGGAAUAUCCAAAACUGAACAAUGCUUACGUGCUUCCAAUAUUCAUUAUGAAGAUAAUCAGGAUAGUAUUAUCACUGUUUAUUAUCAUGUUUCAUUGAAUAUAAACAGGGAACCACUAAUGAAAUGGUGCAUUGACAGUGAUGCUACAUCACAUAUAUGCUGUGACAUAAGCCGUUUUGAAACCAUACAGCCAAUCAAAAAUCAAAAAUCAAAACGUGAAAUCAACGAAUGGCAAAAGCCAGCUGAAAUCAAAGGUACCGCAGUAUUAUUUAACUGUAUAAAAAACAAGCUGUGGAAAUUUCAAUUGGAAAACACAUUGCAUGUACCAGUAUCAAAAGCAAAUUUGAUUUUGGUAACAAAAGUUGCACCGACUGAAAAAAGAAAUAUUAGUGAAGAUCUAACAGGAUAUGUCAACUCCGACUGGAGAGGUGAUAUUAACGAUAGGAAAUCCAGAACUGGCUUUGUAUUCAAACUAUCGAAUGGUGUUAUAUCUUGGGAAUCCAGAAAGCAAGAAAGUGUGGCUACUUCCAACACUGAAGCCAAAUACAUGGCACUAACAGAAUCCACUAGAUGAUUUCUAAGCAGGUUUGAUGUGAUGGCUGAAGAAAGAGCAACCAAAAUAUAUUGCAAAAUAAAGAGCAACCAGAGUGCAGCUAAAUUGGUAAAAAAUCCAGUGUUCCAUGGUGAAAGGAAGCAUAUAGACAUCCGCUAUCAUUAUGUUCGUGAGAUUUUUCAAAAGGGAAUCAUUGGAAUUUUCUAUAUGCCCACAAAUGAGAUGCCAGCUGAUUUACUAACAAAAAGCUUGGGCAAGCCAAGUCACAAUGCUCACCUAGAAACCAUUGGUUUGAUGAGCAUUCGAAUUCCGUUGAGAGGAGAUGUUGAAAAUAACAACGUGAGUUCGUGCUCAUCCUCCACAUGCGGAUGCGCUAGUUCCAAAAAGCAGUAACUAGAAGAUUGUUCUAGAUGCUAUCGAUAGACUCGAUCGAUAUUUUUAGAUGCUCCUUUGUUUUUUUUCCUAGUCUACGUAAGCGCGUACAAUAAAGGUUUUUUUCGGCUCAGAACGGUGUGAUAGAUUUAUCCGUGCAAUAUUCUAAUAACUAUUGUGAUCCUAUCUCUGAAUGUAAAAAUAACAACAGGAAGAUCCAAAUAAACACACGAGGUAUGAUAAAAAUAGAAAAUCUUCAGAUAAAAAUGGGUUUAUUAAAACUAAUGAAGUAAAACACAUUGAAUGUUUUUACUGCCACAAUCAUGGAUAUAGGGCACAUCAAAGCUUGAAGAAGAAAAGGGAUAAUCAUAAUGCUGAACUAGCACAGGUUACUGGAAGAUCCAAAACUGAACAAUGAUUACGUGUUUCCAAUAUUCAGUAUGAAGAUAAUCAGGAUAGUAUUAUCACUGUUUAUUAUCAUGUUUCAUUGAAUAUAAACAGGGACCUACUAAUGGAAUGGUGCAUUGGCAAUGAUGCUACAUCACAUAUAUGCUGUGACAUAAGCCGUUUUGAAUCCAUACAGCCAAUCAAAAAUCAAAACGUGAAAUCAACGAAUGACAAGCCAGCUAAAAUCAGCCAAUGGCAAGCCAGCUGAAAUCAAAGGUACUGCAGUAUUAUUUAAGUGUAUAAAAAACAAGCUGUGGAAGUUUUGAUUGGAAAACACAUUGCAUGUACCAGUAUUAAAAGCAAAUUUGAUUUCGGUAUCAAAAGUUGCAGUGAGUGGAAAAAGGUUCGUAUUUACAAACCAAAUGGCUACAAUAUUUGAAAAGAGCGAUGAAAAAUAUAUUCAAGCAAAUAUUACAACUCACCUGAAAUUGAUUUGAACAUCCAUCAGUCUCUGAAAGGAUCAUUAAUGUAUUUCUGCCAUUAAUUUGUUUUAAUAACAACCCAAAGAAGAUUCAUUGGUUAUCUGCCAAAUUGGUCUUAUGUUAUUGUUAAUGGGAAUGUCUAACAUUGGUCCAUGAUUCAGAAAUAUUAGUGAAGAUCUAACAGGAUAUGUCAACUCCGACUGGAGAGGUGAUAUUGACGAUAGGAAAUCCAGAACUGGCUUUGUAUUCAAACUAUCGAAUGGUGUUAUAUCUUGGGAAUCCAGAAAGCAAGAAAGUGUGGCUACUUCCAACACUGAAGCCAAAUACAUGGCACUAACAGAAUCCACUAGGUGAUUUCUAAGCAGGUUUGAUGUGAUGGCUGAAGAAAGAGCAACCAAAAUAUAUUGCAAAAUAAAGAGCAACCAGAGUGCAGCUAAAUUGGUAAAAAAUCCAGUGUUCCAUGGUGAAAGGAAGCAUAUAGACAUCCGCUAUCAUUAUGUUCGUGAGAUUUUUCAAAAGGGAAUCAUUGGAAUUUUCUAUAUGCCCACAAAUGAGAUGCCAGCUGAUUUACUAACAAAAAGCUUGGGCAAGCCAAGUCACAAUGCUCACCUAGAAACCAUUGGUUUGAUGAGCAUUCGAAUUCCGUUGAGAGGAGAUGUUGAAAAUAACAACGUGAGUUCGUGCUCAUCCUCCACAUGCGGAUGCGCUAGUUCCAAAAAGCAGUAACUAGAAGAUUGUUCUAGAUGCUCUCGAUAGACUCGAUCGAUAUUUUUAGAUGCUCCUUUGUUUUUUUUCCUAGUCUACGUAAGCGCGUACAAUAAAGGUUUUUUUCGGCUCAGAACGGUGUGAUAGAUUUAUCCGUGCAAUAUUCUAAUAACUAUUGUGAUCCUAUCUCUGAAUGUAAAAAUAACAACAGGAGAUCCAAAUAAACACACGAGGUAUGAUAAAAAUAGAAAAUCUUCAGAUAAAAAUGGGUUUAUUAAAACUAAUGAAGUAAAGCACAUUGAAUGUUUUUACUGCCACAAUCAUGGAUAUAGGGCACAUCAAUGCUUGAAGAAGAAAAGGGAUAAUCAUAAAACUGAACUAGCACAGGUUACUGGAAUGUCCAAAACUGCACAAUGCUUACGUGUUUCCAAUAUUCAGUAUGAAGAUAAUCAGGAUAGUAUUAUCACUGUUUAUUAUCAUGUUUCAUUGAAUAUAAACAGGGAACCACUAUUGGAAUGGUGCAUUGGCAGUGAUGCUACAUCACAUAUAUGCUGUGACAUAAGCCGUUUUGAAUCCAUACUGCCAAUCAAAAAUCAAAACGUGAAAUCAACGAAUGACAAGCCAGCUAAAAUCAGCCAAUGGCAAGCCAGCUGAAAUCAAAGGCACUGCAGUAUUAUUUAACUGUAUAAAAAACAAGCUGUGGAAGUUUUGAUUGGAAACCACAUUGCAGGUACCAGUAUUCCAAGCAAAUUUGAUUUCGGUAUCAAAAGUUGCAGUGACUGGAAAAAGGUUCGUAUUUACAUACGAAAUGGCUACAAUUUUUGAAAAGAGUGAUGAAAAAUAAAUUCAAGCAAAUAUUAUGACUCUCCUGAAAUUGAUUUAAACAUCCAUCAGUCUCUGAUAAGAUCAUUAAUGUAUUUCCGCCAUUAAGUUGUUUUAAUAACAACCCAAAGAAGAUUCAUUGGUUAUCUGCCAAAUUGGUCUUAUGUUAUUGUUAAUGGGAAUGUCUAACAUUGGUCCAUGAUUCAGUAAUAUUAGUGAAGAUCUAACAGGAUAUGUCAACUCCGACUGGAGAGGUGAUAUUGACGAUAGGAAUUCCAGAACUGGCUUGGUAUUCAAACUAUCGAAUGGUGUUAUAUCUUGGGAAUCCAGAAAGCAAGAAAGUGUGGCUACUUCCAACACUGAAGCCAAAUACAUGGCAACUAACAGAAUCCACUAGAUGAUUUCUAAGCAGGUUUGAUGUGAUGGCUGUAGAAAGAGCAACCAAAAUAUAUUGCAAAUUAAAGAGCAACCAGAGUGCAGCUAAAUUGGUAAAAAAUCCAGUGUUCCACGAUCAAAGGAAGCAUAUAGACAUCCGCUAUCAUUAUGUUCGUGAGAUUUUUCAAAAGGGAAUCAUUGGAAUUUUCUAUAUGCCCACAAAUGAGAUGCCAGCUGAUUUACUAACAAAAAGCUUGGGCAAGCCAAGUCACAAUGCUCACCUAGAAACCAUUGGUUUGAUGAGCAUUCGAAUUCCGUUGAGAGGAGA
This is a messenger RNA of Bombus terrestris (buff-tailed bumblebee), 4588 nucleotides long. RefSeq lists its product as uncharacterized. The coding region runs from base 113 to 1138 and encodes 341 amino acids. NCBI's taxonomy places the organism in Eukaryota, Metazoa, Arthropoda, Insecta, Hymenoptera, Apidae. The transcript is spliced from 3 exons. The record is from RefSeq and is a predicted model, not a curated record.